AUGAUUUCGAAAUUCACUUGCCUACACACUGCGCGUCUGGCUGCACGAUACCCCCUGAGACGAACGUAUGCGACGGCGUCAUCCGACUUCGUCCGCAUCGUAGAGGUCGGCCCGCGCGACGGGCUACAGAACGAGAAGCAGAGCAUACCAGUUGCUACCAAGAUUGAGCUUGUAAAUAGAUUGGCACAGACUGGCUUGAAGACGAUUGAGGCAGGAUCGUUCGUAUCGCCGAAAUGGACACCGCAGAUGGCCAACUCGUCCCAGAUCCUCGAACAUGUCCUCGCAUCUCCGCCGACUGCUCCCCACCCAAUCACCUACCAAUGGCUCCUCCCGAACGUCAAAGGCUUGGACAAUUUCUUAUCGGUCUGGGAAGCUAAGGCUGUAGGACAAAAUGGAUAUCCCACACCUCCACCAUCUCCAGACAGCGAAGCAACAGCCGGCACAGACGGGGGCGCAGCAGGAGCGAACGUCCAUGAGCUCUCCAUAUUCACAGCGGCAACCGAGACGUUCACGCAAAAGAACACAAACUGUUCGAUAGCAGAGUCUCUGCAGAGAUUCGAGCCGAUAAUGGCGCGAGCGAAGGAAGUCGGUCUCAAUGUAAGGGCGUACAUCUCAGUCGCUCUUGGCUGCCCGUAUGAGGGACCAAACGUCGACCCGCACCAAGUUGCCGAACUUGCUGUGAGCCUCUUGGAGAUGGGUGCAGACGAGAUCUCCGUAGCCGACACUACGGGCAUGGGCACUGCACCCAAAACGGCGGAGCUCCUCAAGACGCUCAGUGCAGCCGGGAUCGAGAAGAACGAUCUGGCUCUGCAUUUCCACGAUACGUACGGGCAAGCUUUAGUCAACACUCUCGUUUCGCUCGAGCAUGGCAUUCGAACAUUUGACUCCGCUGUCGCUGGUCUUGGUGGCUGUCCAUUCAGUCCUGGUGCAACGGGCAACGUUGCUAGCGAAGACUUGAUCCAUUGCUUUCACAGUUUGGGCUUGAAGACCGGUGUCGAUAUCGAGAAGUUAUCAGGGGUUGGGGAGUGGAUCUCAUAUGAAAUCGGGCGCUCAAAUGAGAGCAGGGCAGGAAAAGCGACAAUGGCACAGAUUAAGAAACGAGAAGCGUAG
Didymosphaeria variabile is the source of this 1110-nucleotide messenger RNA. RefSeq lists its product as uncharacterized. Gene Ontology annotation, biological process: ketone body biosynthetic process; L-leucine catabolic process. Lineage: Eukaryota; Fungi; Ascomycota; Dothideomycetes; Pleosporales; Didymosphaeriaceae. The coding region runs from base 1 to 1110 and encodes 369 amino acids. The transcript is spliced from 2 exons. Gene Ontology annotation, molecular function: hydroxymethylglutaryl-CoA lyase activity. The record is from RefSeq and is a predicted model, not a curated record.